UUUUCACUUUUGUGUUCUCAACAGCCUGGUUGGGAGAUGCACAUAAUCAGCAGAAAUGUUAGUAUUUUGUGUUGCGAUAAUUCCUCAAGGAUCCUCCUUUUUAGGGUCCAUAUCUUGGCUGACUGACCUUCCCAGCUGACUGGCCACAUCUCCCUCAUGCCGCUUGGACUAGGCCGCCGGAAGAAGGCCCCACCACUGGUGGAGAAUGAGGAAGCCGAGCCCAUUCGAAGUGGCCUGGGUGGGAUGGGAGUAGGCAGUGUCAGUGGUGUGACUGCUCUCCAGCCUGGCCUCCCACCACCACCAGCCAACCUUCGUCCUCGCCUUGUUUUCCAUACUCAACUGGCCCAUGGCAGUCCCACUGGCCGGAUCGAGGGCUUCACCAAUGUUAAGGAAUUGUACAGCAAAAUUGCUGAAGCCUUCAAAAUCUCACCAGUUGAGGUGAUGUUUUGCACCUUAAAUACCCAUAAAGUGGACAUGGACAAGCUUUUGGGUGGACAGAUUGGCCUGGAAGAUUUCAUCUUUGCUCAUACAAAGGGCCAGAGGAAAGAGGUCGAGGUGUUCAAGUCCGAGGAGGCGCUGGGCCUGACCAUCACAGACAAUGGUGCUGGCUAUGCUUUUAUUAAGAGAAUCAAGGAAGGAAGCGUUAUUGACCGGAUUCAAGUCAUCAACGUUGGGGACAUGAUCGAGUCCAUCAAUGGUCAGAGCCUCAUUGGCUGCCGGCAUUAUGAGGUUGCCAAAAUGCUGAAGGAUUUACCCAAAGGCCGCACUUUUGCACUGAAACUCACUGAGCCCCGGAAGGCUUUUGAUAUGAUCAGUCAGAGGUCUGCUGGAGCCAAAUACAGUGGGAGCACUCAGCUUGGCACAGGAAGGGGCACUCUGAGGCUUCGGGCCAAGGGACCAGCCACUGUGGAGGAACAGCCAACUGCAUUUGAGGAGAAAGCCAUUGAGAAGGUUGACGAUCUUCUGGAAAGCUACAUGGGCAUUCGUGACACAGAGCUGGCUGCUACCAUGGUGGAGCUGGGCAAGGACAAGCAGAAUCCUGAUGAAUUUGCUGAGGCACUGGAUGAGCAGCUGGGCGACUUUGCUUUCCCAGACGAGUUUGUGUUUGACGUCUGGGGGGCCAUUGGGGAUGCCAAGGUUGGACGCUACUAGGACUCUGCGCUCUGUUGGACCCUGCAGGCAGGACCAUUGGGCAGGCCCACUGGUGGGCCUGGCACAACACUGUGCCCUCCUCUUGUUGCUAGGUCACCCGUUUCCUUUCUGAAGGGGCUGGAGCCAGAGCUACAGGGGCCAUAGAGCAAUAAGUAACCUGCAUCAGUGACAGGAAUGUAAUGUGAAGUAGAGCCAGAAAUAUUGUUGCUGCUGCUUCUCACCUCCCUGUGCACAGAGACUCCUCCCUUAGAUGAGGGUAGUCUGCCAGGAGGACUUCUUGUCGGUUUCCUUGUCUGAUCUAGGCACUGUUCUCAGGCAAGUGCAUUGGCCCUUGCUGGUUCCCAAGCCUAUCCUUGCAUGAGAAAGAACAAAACAGAAUGCUGAAUUCAAGCCUGAGAGGGUGAUACAUUGGCCUUGGCAUUCUGAUAUGCCAUUCUCCUGAGGAGUCCCACAGAAACUCCAGUGGAGAUGCAUUGGCGAGGGGGGUGCUAUGUCGGCAGCCCCAAGCACCUCCUAGCUGUGUGUGUCUGUUGUAAGCAGACAGAAGCCUAAGAAGGUGUACUCUUUUAUUUUCUUUCCCAGAAUUAGCAUCUUCUCUGCUAUUUUGGUACGAGAUACAUGUUGGCAAGUCGUUUUGCAGUAGGCUCAUUCCACAGAUGCUGUCUCCUUCACUCUGUUGUGUACACACAGGAACACACAGCCUUCUUUAGGGAGUGCCCCACUUGUCUAGUGUCUUUUUGCUCCUUGUAGCUUGCUGUAGGCCUUAAGAUGGGAAACAUUCUGUUGUUCCCCUCAAAGCACCAUAAGCAGCUAAUGGAAGGAAUACACUUGUCAUCUGUCCUAUUUUCUAUAGAUGCAAAAAAAAUCUGUGGGACUAGGCACCAACUCUGCUCCUGGGGUCCCAGGUAAGUUUCUGUCCCAUCCUGCCUUAUACAGCCUGUAGCUGCUCUGUGCCCUACUUCCCUGCCCUAUUCAUUGUGACAGUAGUGAUGUCAAACUUGCAGUUCAAUUACAGUUACAGCCACAUAUAACAUAAGCAUAUGGUUGCACACCCAGGUUUGGCCAGUCUCUUUUCUAAAUGGGCCUGGCCUCCUACAGAUUGUGUCGCUGAUUUUUUUCUUCAUGCACUUGAGCUUUUAUGACCCCUGGCAACUCAUGCUGUGUGGAUAGUGCAAAGACUGUCCCAGGCAGAGCCCAUGCUGAGCUGGUCACAGCAGUGGCAUUUUCCAUGCUACUGUUGGGGGUACUCUGGCCCUGGACUUGUUCCUGGAAGUUGUUCUCCUCAAGGUGCUUCUUAUCAGGACUUGGAGGCCCUCCCCAGUGACAGCAGCAGGGUCCCCUCACUGUCUCAAUUGGGGCAUGUCAGGGUCUGUGUUGACUAAUCUGUUCGUUUGUAUUAUACUGACCUACCUCCCAGAGUGACCCAAUUAGUGUCUGUAAAGCAUUCUCUAUUAAAUUAUUUAUCUCUCACUGACACACACCCCAAUAUGUUAGUUCUCUACCUAGUGUUACAUCCUCAGACUGUAAUUUGGGCUGUGUCUGGUUGUCCUGGGAGCUGAGAUGGUUACCUUCAGCUGCACCUCACAACCCCAAUUCACCUACUGUAUCUUUAAAACACUAACCCCAGAUAGGAUAUGGAGCCUAGUUGCCCUCUAUAGUACACCUCAAGCUCAGAGAGGGCAAGGCUUCUGCCAAGCCCUGCCUACCCCUGUCCUGGCACUGGAAGUUUCUUGGGUAGACCAAGCACCAUAUCCUCCUUGGGCAUAUUUUUGUAUUCUAUGUGUAAAGCAUCUUUAAGAUAAAGUAUAUUGACACUAAUAAUAUCUCUGUGUAUGUAUGUAUAUAUGUAAAGAGUGUAAGGAAUGGCAUUCUGGUAUUACAUUUCUCUUGCCCUCUGAGUGCAUUAGAAACCUGUAGACAUGGAGAGGAAAAGUCUGCUGGAGAAGGAAGCUGGAAGGGGCCAGAAAAGUUUGUGUAGUGCUGUAAGUAAUAGGUAAGCAACCAUGGUUCCUUGGCUGCUUCUGAGGAAGAAGAGAAGGAGAUACAGCAGAAGUGUGUUACAUUCUACAUUUCAAAGAGGUAUUGGUACGUAUGGAUUAUAGAUCCCACAAUAGACAAGGAUGCCUGCCAUGAGCAAUGCCCAACAUAAAAUUGCUGCAACCUGCAUGGUCACAGUCUGUUGUGUUUCUUCUGGAUCCUAGGCCUGAGUGAGCCUGCCGCCCAUUAGCUCUUUGACAUGCCCUUUAGGUUUGAGCUCUGGCAGAGCUGCAUAUUAUGCAUCC
Messenger RNA from Eublepharis macularius, 3434 nucleotides. Its product is annotated as PDZ domain-containing protein GIPC1. The record is from RefSeq and is a predicted model, not a curated record. Lineage: Eukaryota; Metazoa; Chordata; Lepidosauria; Squamata; Eublepharidae. Bases 157 to 1152 code for a protein of 331 amino acids. Gene Ontology annotation, molecular function: protein binding. The transcript is spliced from 7 exons.